GAUUAUGUUUAUCCGGUACAUUUACUGGAUGGGACUCUCAUCCAGCACGUCAUUUAUUCCGGUUUCUUCCUGUUCAACGAUGUGCUAGACGCUCAAAAAAUACAUGACGCUCUUUUGGCUCUCCUCCAAAUAGGGGACUGGAAAAAGCUAGGGGGACGUUUGAGAUACAAAAAUGGAAAAUUGGAGAUCCAUGUCCCAAGAAAAUAUACAGCAGAACGACCUGCUUUCAGAUUCGCUGAUGAGUCGUUCGAUUGUGCUAUUGCAGAUCAUCCUUCCGCCGGCGAGUUCCCCCUGUCAUCCGAUGGGUUAUGUAUUAAAGCACCACCCGCUGAAAUUCGACAACUUGCCAUGGGACCAAACUUUGCGGCCUCAAUAGAGGAAAUGAUCGAUACUGAUGUACCUCAGCUAGCGGUGAAAAUCACAACAUUCACUGAUGCCACACUAAUAGCAACUUCCUAUCCACACAUCACCUGGGAUGCCACUGGCUAUCUGUCCAUGUACAAAAUGGUAGGAUUAGUGCUGGAGGGACGAGAAGAUGAGGUUUUGCCACUUCUAGGGGCACAACACGAUAUACUGGCCGAAAUGGCUAGCAAGUAUAAAAAUAGCCAAGGGGAAACCCCUCUGCUGAAGCGCAUGAACCAAGAAACAAAUCAGCAGCCACUGCCACAGAUUUCUCCUGGGGAAGAACGCUUCGUCUGUAUUCCUAUAGAUAUCAUACAACAACUUCAAAAUCGUCUUCAGGACGAAUGUUCAGAUGAUUACCUUGACGGAAGCCAAUCUCUAAAGGAAGAUGAGUUGCUGUUGGCAUGGGCAAUACAACAAGUAGCAAGAGCGGAACCAGAUCAACGGCCCCUCAAUCUAAUGAAUCUCAUAAACGCUCGACUACUCAUUCCAGCCUUAACAAAGGUCAAAGGCAUCUAUACGCAGAACAUGCUCCUAGUAGCAUCCAAUAAUUUACCCACUGAAACUGCAACAGGUCCUAUCGGCCCGAUUGCUUUCUCUCAACGGGACUGUAUCGCCAACCUAGCUGCACCAGACCAACUUGCUACAUUUCUGGUCUCUAUAUUGGGGGCAAUCGAGGCGAAUAUCGACACGAAUGCGUUGAGUAACAACACUGACUCGAUGCCUAUCAUAGUCAACAACUUAAAUAAACUUACGAAUCGGAUUGACAUUGACUUCAGCUCGGCCAUUGUACGCCAAGGGCAGGAAUCGUCAUCGAGAACGAACCCUUUGGGAACCAUGACAUUUGGCUAUGUUACAAAUCUUAGCAAUCCCUAUCCAAUACCCAAGUUGAACGUAUUGGGAAGGUUCAAUGGUGACACUUGUUGGUUGUUUGGCGAGCUUCCUAAGCGAGCCUGGGAAUUAAUGGAAGAAUAUUUAGAAAGUUUG
This is a messenger RNA of Talaromyces proteolyticus, 1389 nucleotides long. RefSeq lists its product as uncharacterized. The record is from RefSeq and is a predicted model, not a curated record. The transcript is spliced from 2 exons. The annotation marks the transcript as partial. Lineage: Eukaryota; Fungi; Ascomycota; Eurotiomycetes; Eurotiales; Trichocomaceae.